AUGGUGGAACCUGCCGGGGAUACCGCGAGUCUGGUGAGUGUUGUUCUCCAGGUUGGCAAGUGGUUUGCUCGUCCGAUUGGGCGCCGAUUUAUGUACUUGUACAACCACAGGAACAACUUAGACAAUCUUGAAAAUGAAGUUCAGAAGCUGAAGGAUGCAGAGGAGGAGAUGAAGAAUAAGGUUGUUGCGGCUGAAAACAAUGUGGAAAAGAUCAAACAGAGUGUUAGGCAAUGGCAGGAGGAAGUGAAUUCCAUCAUUCAUGAAGCAGAGCAGUUGAGUGCAGAGAAAGCAAACGACCAAUGCUUCAAGGGAUUUUGUCCUAAUUUGAUCGCCCGCUACAAACAUGGUAAGAAAGCAUUCGAAAUAAAGGAGGAUAAUAUACCUCCACUCCUGCAGCAACUAAAGGACUUCGAUGAGGUUUCCUAUCCCACUACUCUGGAGGACUUGUGGCUUAAACCUGACAAAAAUUAUGAUCUUUUCAUAUCAAGAGAUUCCACUUUCAAAAAUACACUCAAGGCGUUAAAUGAUGCUAAUGAUAACGUUGGGGUGUACGGGAUGGGUGGCAUCGGAAAAACGACUCUAGUGAAGGAAAUAGGCAGGCAAGCCAAGAAAGAGAAGAUCUUUGAUGUGGUGGUUUAUGUUGAGGUAAGUAAAACUCUAGACAUUGAAAAGAUUCAGAAAGAAAUUGCGCGUAACUUGGGUGUGAAAUUCGGAGAAGAGACUCAAAGAGCGAGUAAGCUGUAUGAACGAUUGAAGAAGAAGAAAGAGGAGAAGAUCCUUAUUAUUUUAGAUAAUCUUUGGGAUGAGUUUGAUUUAAAGAGUGUUGGAAUUCCUGAUGAAGUUGAUGAUAGGGGAUGUAAAUUAUUGCUGACAGCAAGAGAAAGACAGCCAUUGCAGAAGAUGGGUUGUCCUAAUCCUUUACAGAUUGACGGUUUAAAUGGUGAAGAGAGUUGGAAACUGUUUAAGACGACAGCAGGUGAUUUUAUCGAAACACAAGACUUUAAAUCUCCCGCGGAAAACAUAUGUAAGAAAUGUGGAGGUUUGCCUAUUGCUAUAGUUACUGUAGCAAAAGCAUUAAAGAACAAGGGACAUUCAUCUCAGUGGAAAGAAGCCCUUCGACAAUUGAAAAGGUCUUCCUCAAAAAACUUCACAAGAGAUAUGAAAGAAGCAUAUGCAACGAUUGAGUUGAGUUACAAGUACUUAAAAGGUGAGGAACUACAGAAAACUUUUUUGCUCUGUAGUCUAAUGCCACAUCAAGCUUCCAGUUUAGACUUGGUCAAAUAUGUUAUAGGUUUGCAUAUGUUUCAAGCAAUUUAUACAACAGAAGAAGCACAAAAUAAAGUAAUUACAUUGAUCGAUGACCUUCAAGACUCAUGUUUAUUACUUAACGGUCACACUUACGAAUCAUUUUCAAUGCAUGAUUUUGUUCUAGAAGUUGCUUUGUCAAUUGCAAAUAGGGAUGAUCAUGUAUUUUCUGUGAGAAAUGAGAUAAAGUGGGAAUGGCCUGAUGCAGAUAGACUAAAGAUUUGCAAAAAGAUCUUUGUACAUGAUAGUACUAUUGGUGAUCUUAGUAAAGUGGUUUUGGAUUGUCCGUUGCUUGAAUUUCUUCUCAUGGAUACCAAGGUUGGCGACUCUCAUGUAAAAAUUCCUGAUAAUUUUUUCAUAGGCAUGAAGAAACUCAAAGUUCUAGAUUUCACUAGAAUGCAGUUUUCCUCUUUGCCGUUGUCGCUUGGUCUCCUAGUAAACCUUCAAACAUUGUGUUUGGAUUAUAGUGAAUUUGAAUAUGUAGCAAUCAUUGGAGAGCUAAAGGAAUUAAAAAUUCUUAGCUUACAAGGUUCAAGUGUUGAGCAAUUGCCUAAGGAAAUUGGUCAAUUGACUCAAUUAAAAUUGUUAGAUUUAAGCAAUUGUAAGCAGUUGGAAGUUAUCGCACCAAACGUGUUAUCAAACUUGGUUGGAUUGGAAGAGUUGUAUUUGAAUGGAUGUUCUGUUUUAUGGGAGGUUAAAGGACGCGAUGUUCAGAGAAGUAAUGCUAGUCUUGAGGAGUUGAAGCAUCUGCGUCAUCUUACCACUUUAGAAAUAGAUAUUGAAGAUGACAAGAUUGUGCCAGAAGGCUUGUUCACCAAAAAGCUAGAUAGGUACAAAAUAUCAAUAGGAGCUGGGUCGUCUAAGUUUGGUGAUUCGUACAUAUUUUCUGAUUGGAAGUCCAUGAGAAUUAAGAGCUUCAGUUUCGAUAAGCCUAUCACUUCAAUUAGGACGUUGAAAUUAAAGCUAAAUUCUACCAUUUGGUCAGACAAACUGCAAGGUUUCAAGAAUGUUGAGUUCUUAUGCUUAGACCCAUUGGAAGGGAUCAAUAAUGUUGUUUUUGAUUUAGACAAAGAGCGUUUCUCACAAUUGAAACAUCUUCGUGUCCACAAUAAUUCUAACGUUUUGUUUAUUGUUGAUUCGAUAAAGUGCACACCUCAUGAUGCCUUCCCGGCCUUGGAGUCACUGAUUCUUUUCAAUCUGAUUAACUUGGAGAAGAUAUGUUAUGGUCAACCCACAAUAAAUUCUUUCUCCAACUUAAAAAUCAUAGAAGUGGCGCAUUGUGAUAAAUUGAAGAAUAUCUUCUCAUCCUCCAAUUCCAGAAGCCUUCCACAUCUUCAAACGAUCCACGUGGCAGAUUGCGAGAAUAUGAAACAGAUUUUUGUUGCAGAAAGAGAAGAUAAUGUCAACAACAAUGAAGUAAUUGAGAGAGUUGAAUUCUGUCAAUUAUGCUAUCUGACUUUGAAGAAUCUUCCAAGGAUUGCAAGCUUCUACUCAGAAGUAAAGACACCUUCAACAUUGCCAAUGAGACAGAAGGAAUCAACAACGAAUUUACAGUCCAAUGACAAUAAUUUGGAAGAUGAGCUUGAUACUGUCACGCCACUUUUUAACAGAAAGGUUGUUUUCCCCAAUUUGAAGACCUUAGAACUGGAAGCAAUUAAUUCUGAAAUGAUCUGGGACAACCAACUUCCAACAAUGUCUUCUUGCUAUCAAUGUUUGACACGUUUGAUCAUUUGUAAUAUGGAGAAACUAAAUUAUGUAUUUCCAUCUUCUAUGGUCAAAAGUUUUGAGCAGCUCCAGGUUCUUGAGAUAACGAGUUGUAAAGAACUAAAGGAGAUUAUUGGCAAAGAAGAAGGAGCAGAAGCAGCUGCUACAUUUUUAUUUUCAAGGGUAGAAGUCAUACACCUCGACAACUUACCAAAACUUACAACUUUCUACCCUGGAAUACACACUUCAAGUUGGCCCAAGUUAAAGAGGUUGGAGGUUUAUCAUUGUGACAAUUUACACAUAUUCACUUCAGAAUACAAGGUCGUUUUCCCCAAUUUGGAAGAUGUCAGGCUGCAAGCAAUUAAUUCUCAAAUGAUAUGGGAUAGCCAACUUCCAAUAAUGUCAGAUUGCUAUCAAAAUUUGACUUGUUUGGUCAUCAAUAGCAUUGGAAAACUAAAAUAUGUAUUCCCAUCUUCUUUGGUAAAAAACUUUAAGCAACUCCGAUACUUCUAUAUAAGUUCUUGUAAGGAGUUGAAGGAGAUUAUCGCCAAAGAAGGAGCAGAAGCACUUCCUACAUUUAUCUUUCCACGGGUAGAAUCCCUAAUACUAGAAAACUUAGAAGAACUUAGAACUUUCUAUCCCGGAAUGCACAUUUCAGAAUGGCCCAAUUUAAAGAAGUUGGAAGUGUCUAGCUGUGACAAACUACAAAUGUCUACUUUAGAAUACAAGGUUGUUUUACCCAAUUUGGAGGCCUCAGAACUGCAUGGAACCAAUACCGAAAAUAUCUCUCAACUUUUGAAAACAUCUUCUUGCUCCCGAAAGUUGACCCGUUUGGUAUUGGAGAAGUGUGAAAAAAUAAAAUAUGUAUUUUCAUCUUCAAUGAUCAAAAGCUUUGAGCAGUUCCAACACCUUGAGAUAAGCAGUUGUAAGGAAUUAAAGGAGAUUGUUAGCAGAGAAGAAGGAGAAGAAACAAAUGCCAAAUUUGACUUUCCGCAUGUAGCUUUCUUAAAACUUAAUGACUUACCACAACUUACAACUUUUUGCCUUGGGAUACGUGCUAUAGACUGGCCAUGGCCCAAGUUAAAGAAGCUGGAAAUGUCUGAUUGUGACAAAUUUCAAAUGCUAACUUCAGAAAAUAAGAUUAGCCCCAAUUUGGAGGAAUUGGAAUUGGUAUUAAGAGCAGACAACAUGAUGACAUGGCAGUGUUUACUUCCAAAAAACUUCUCUUGCAAAUGUACUGUUGAGAUCAAAGGUGAUAAAUCAACAAAUAUUCCACUUGUCAUCCUUCAGAGAUCUUUUGAUUUAGAAAAACUCGUACUACGUUCUAGUUCAUACAAAGAAAUAUUCUCAUAUGGAUUGCACGAUAGACAUACAGGGACAUUGCUGCAGAUCAAAAGUUUAGAGUUGGAUGAUCUUUCUAAUCUAAAUAACAUAUGGAGUAAAGACUCCAAAGUGGACUAUGUUAUUCAAAAUCUUGAGGUUCUAGAAGUACACAACUGUGACAAAUUGAGUUUUAUGCUGCCACCCCUGGCAUCUGUUGCAAAUCUAACAGUUUUGAGCAUAGGUGGUUGCUGGGGAUUGAUAAAAUUAUUCACACCCUCAACAGCCCCAAGCAUGGUGCAAUUGAGGGAAGUAAACAUUGUGACAUGCAGUAUGCUAAUAGAAGUGGUAUCAAAUGAGGAAGACGUUGGAGUAGAAGAUGGAAUUGUUUUUAACAAAUUGAAGUUGUUGUCACUUUGGGAUUUAGAAAGUCUCACAUGUUUCUGCUAUGGGAAUUUCACUUUCAAUUUCCCAGCUUUGGAAGAAUUAAUUGUGGAAGGCUGCCCCAACAUGAAGACUUUCUCUAAAGGAGAUACAAGUGCACCAUGUUUACAAAAAGUAAAGAAGUACAAGGAGGACACGGAAGGAUAUUGGAAGAGUGACCUUAAUACAACUAUACAACAACUAUACAAAAAACAGAGUAUUCCAAGUUCUGAAAAGGAUUGGUCAAUAUUCGAGAAAUCUCCGGAUAAGGGCUCUUUUGUGAGGCACUAUUGCGGCUUGUUCCCUGUGUUAGGUUUGAGAAGGUUUGCACUCACAUCUUCUUAUCAAAGCCUAAGAGAUAUGGAAAAUUCCACAGAGAAUGCAAAUUUUAGUUCGGAAAACAAUGAUGUGCCUUCAUCCGCGUAA
Messenger RNA from Pistacia vera, 5178 nucleotides. RefSeq lists its product as uncharacterized. Gene Ontology annotation, molecular function: ADP binding; protein binding. The record is from RefSeq and is a predicted model, not a curated record. The transcript has 8 exons. The coding region runs from base 1 to 5178 and encodes 1725 amino acids. Lineage: Eukaryota; Viridiplantae; Streptophyta; Magnoliopsida; Sapindales; Anacardiaceae.